UGAUAGCGGACUGGGAAUUUACUAGAAAAAUCCAGGUUGAGAAGGAAGAAAAAAUAACAAGAACGCACCCAGCUGACAACUCCAAAACGUAUUCUGUGUGCGUGUGUGUCAUUAGUUUUUCUCUGGCCAAACGUUCUGAAAAGUGUAUUAUCUUAAAACAAGUGAUUUAAACGAGGCCAUGGGUCCAGUACGGAAAACUGAUGGCGCCAGCGGUAGCAACGGUAUGGAAACAACUAAGCCAUACGUCAGACAGAAACCGCAGCAGGAUGAACGGUCUCGAAAGCGAUUGCGCGUUGAGAGAGAUUCUGACGACGAUGUGCAAAUUUUAGAAGACGACGAAAUAGGCCUCCCUUCUGGUAGAACUAGCCAGAAAUUUGCUGGCAGAGAAUCCACUACUCAUAAAGAGCCAGAAACAAGUGGGAAAAGUGGCCGUUCUUCUAAGAAUAACACUGAAAGCAAAGGAAAAGGUCUGAAAAACGAAAGCCAACCAGCAGCUGAGGAGGCUGGUCCAUCCACCACAAUGGUAGAUUACUACAAGAUCCUUGAAAUACAGCGCAGUGCAUCAACAACUGAUAUCAAGAAAUCGUAUCGAAGACUCGCCCUGAAAUGGCAUCCUGACAAAAAUCCUGAUAACCAAGAAGAAGCCACGAGUCGUUUCCGUGAGCUAUCUGAAGCAUACGAAGUGUUAAUUGACGAGAAGAAACGAAAGAUAUAUGAUCAAUAUGGCAAAGAAGGGCUCCUCAAUUCUGGUCGACCUUCCAGCGGUCAUCACAGUCACAGAUCACGUGGCGAUCAUGGCGCUGGCUUUGGAGGUUUUGAUUCCUUCGGGUUCGGUUCACCUUUCGACUUUGGUUUUGGCUUCCCCGGAUUCGCUUUUAGGGAUCCAGAAGAAGUUUUCAAAGAAUUCUUUAGAGGUGACCCAAUGGCUGAUCUCAUGGAUGAUUUCUUUGGCAAUGAUCCUUUCUUUGGAGGUUCGAGAAAUAGAAACAACAACAACAAUCGAGGUCAAAGGGCAUCCGUUAGUGGUGGAUUGUCUCGUCAGCCCAACAAUUCUCUCGCCAGCCCGUUUUUCUCACCAAUGGGUUUCGGAAUGGGCGGUCUCGGUGGUCCAAUGGGCAUAAGCAACUUUUUCAGUAUGCACGAUACCAUGGGCAGUGGCGUAGGAGGAUCGGAAUUCUUCUCAACUACCACCUUUGGCGUUGGUGCUGGCGGUCAGCCCGUCCCUGCCGUCAAACGGACCUCUACUUCCACACGGGUUAGCAACGGGAAAAAAAUCGUCACAAAAAAAGUCGUAGAAAAUGGAGUGGAAACAGUCACGAUCAGUGAAAAUGGCGUACUUAAAUCGAAGACUAUUAACGGUGUCGCUCAGGCUAUCGCAUAUUAACAUCGUAAGAGCUUAAGUUUAUUCUUAAGAAGAGGAUAUGAUUGACGCUAUUUCCAGCUUUCACACUCUUACCAUUAAUAAUGCGGGGAGAGGAGCGUCUCGAUUUUUCUCUAUUCACACAUGCGUUUUGUAUAUAGGACCAAAGACUAAGAUAAAAAUUGACGGGAAAAUAAUCGUUGUUUGAUCGGAGGAAUUAUUAACCUCCUGCUCGUCGACGAAGACACAGAAAACUGUUAGCUGCUUUCUUGCUCUGUAAAAACCGCGAACGAUUAAGUGAAAUUUCAAUCACUGAAAAUCAACUCUCAGAGAUCCUUAUUGAAAUGUUGGGUUAAAACUUGUAUGUUGGAUUCUUGGUCCUUUCUCUCGCAACCUCAUGGCUUUUCCGAUGUCCCGUUCAAUUUCGUGUCCCAUCCCUAUUGGCGUGGGUAAAAAUCGAUUCGAGAAGUUUCCUUGAAUAAGUGAUCGUUUAUAGUUACUUGCACCAUGUUUCACCUGAUGAAGAGGAAGUGGAAGAAAAUAGCACAGCGUUUCUUAUAUUAUUUUUAUUUGCGCCAAUAUAGCGUGCUGAAAAUUGAUUGAAAUCCUUGUGUAAAAUGUUAUAACAAUCGAACGAUGAAGAUUGUAAAUCAAUCACA
Molecule: messenger RNA, 2019 nt
Organism: Daphnia pulex (common water flea)
Lineage: Eukaryota; Metazoa; Arthropoda; Branchiopoda; Diplostraca; Daphniidae
Gene: mrj
Product: dnaJ homolog subfamily B member 6-like
Exons: 5
Coding region: 179-1384 (401 amino acids)
Cellular component (GO): cytoplasm; nucleus
Molecular function (GO): protein-folding chaperone binding; protein folding chaperone
Source: RefSeq, a predicted model, not a curated record